AUGACUACUGACACUGCUAAAAAAAUAGCCUACCUGCGGACACUUCCAGCAAUACGAGAACGCUGUAACAAGGUCUAUUCCAUCGCCGCCCGGAAUGAAUUAGAAUUCUUUGAAUAUCAUCCCGAAAAGGAGGGCGAUGCAGUAGACUUCUGUCUAAAGAUAAUCCAACGUGAUUUCGGUGCAGAUAUUGAAUCGAUCCCGCCACAUGGGCGCUGGAGGCACCUUGAUGCCGGCCGACCUCGCAUUGCCCACUUAAUUUCUAAAUGGAAAGAGACAUCUUCAUCAAUAAAUGAUAAGGAGAUCUGUAAAUGCCUGGUUGACUUAUUUCUGGUAUCGGUACUGCUGGAUGCUGGAGCUGGCAAAGUCUGGAAAUACAAAGAACAAGGAUGUGGCGACAUAUUCUCUCGGUCUGAAGGACUAGGCGUGGCAAGCUUUUACAUGUUUAACGAAGGGUUCUUCUCUGGAGACAGCAGUCAGCCUCAUCAGGUUAAUGCUAUUGGUCUUUCUCAAAUCACUCCUGAGAGAGUUGGGGCUGCGAUGCAAGUGACAGACCAGAACCCAAUGGACGGGCUUGAAGGACGUGCGAAUUUGCUUGUCAAGCUAGCAGGCGCACUUGGAUCGAACCCCCACUAUUUCGGUAAGGAUGCAAGGCCAGGAAACCUCAUAGAUUAUCUGGAAUCUCAGUCCACCACGGAUAAUAAUGGCAUCCGCUCUGUACCGGUUUCUGCACUCUGGCACGUUUUGAUCGACGGCCUACAAGCAAUAUGGCCCGCCUCACGGACUACACUUGGUGGUAUACCUCUCGGCGACGUUUGGCCGUGCUCGGUCCUUCCUAGUACCGAAGAAGGUGAUAACUUCGUGCCGUUUCACAAGCUCACUGGAUGGACGACAUACAGUCUCCUCGAACCGAUGCAGAAAAUCCUCAAUUGGCGAUUUACGGGACUUGAAGAUUUGACUGGUCUGCCAGAGUAUCGUAAUGGUGGGUUGCUUAUGGAUAUUGGAGUUCUCUCCCUUAAGCCCGGUGCGAUUCCAACAUCUUUCUACCCGGAUCCGUCUUCUGCGAUUCCUCGCCUUCCACCAUCUCAUCCCGCCAUAGUCGAAUGGCGUGCUAUGACAAUCAUUGAACUUGAUCGCAUUGCAGAUGGAAUCCGAGCUAAACUCGGCCUAACAAAGGAGCAACUCAGCCUCGCACAAGUGCUCGAGAGCGCGACUUGGAAGGGAGGGCGUGAGAUCGCCGCACAGAAAAGACCGCAGACAAAGGGUCCUCCAAUUGAUAUUGAAAGUGAUGGAACAGUAUUCUAG
Molecule: messenger RNA, 1302 nt
Organism: Fomitiporia mediterranea MF3/22
Lineage: Eukaryota; Fungi; Basidiomycota; Agaricomycetes; Hymenochaetales; Hymenochaetaceae
Product: DUF1688-domain-containing protein
Exons: 7
Coding region: 1-1302 (433 amino acids)
Source: RefSeq, a predicted model, not a curated record